Messenger RNA from Myotis lucifugus (little brown bat), 639 nucleotides. It is a transcript of the gene SYNDIG1L, whose product is annotated as synapse differentiation inducing 1 like. Gene Ontology annotation, cellular component: intracellular membrane-bounded organelle; membrane. Bases 1 to 639 code for a protein of 212 amino acids. Lineage: Eukaryota; Metazoa; Chordata; Mammalia; Chiroptera; Vespertilionidae. The record is from RefSeq and is a predicted model, not a curated record. The transcript has 3 exons.
AUGGAGAGUCUGAGUGAGCUGCAGAACCCACUGCUGCCUCGGAGCCCCGCCCACCUCCACCGCCCCUACCCCUACCCCCAGGCCUCGCCCAGCUGGUCCUGCCAGGAGAAGCUCUACUCCUUCCUCCUAGGAGGUGCUGACCCUGCUCGCGCCCACCAGCUCCUGGACCCAGGGUCCCUGCAGCUGGCCGUGGAGGCCUGGUACAGGCCUACCUGCCUCCUGGGGAGGGACAAGGUCAAGGAGCCCAGGGCAGGCAGCUGUGAGACCAGCUUCACAGAGAGCAGGGAGCCCCAGGCUGGGCCCACAGAGUGGUCCACGGAACCUGGCCAAGCAGAAGAGGAUGUCGCCAUCCAGACUGUGUCCUAUGGGGUUCAAGAGGAGCUGCAGGGACAGGAGGACGACCAAGAGGAGGAGGAGAGUGACGCAACCUCCACAGAGAGUGAGAGUGAAGACAACUUCCUCACGCUGCCCCCCAGGGACCACCUGGGGCUCACCAUCUUCUCCAUGCUCUGCUGCUUCUGGCCACUGGGCAUCGCCGCCUUUCUACUUCUCCCAGGGGGCAGCUCACUACCCAACUCUGCCAACCUCUCCACAGAGAAAGAGCAGGAGGUGGCAGGGAGGGAAGGGAUGCUUGGCUGA